AUGCGACGGGAGCGACGGUUGCGCCUGCUGCUGGCACUGGCGCUGAUCGCAGUGCAGCAGGUGGCCACCAGCGUGGCCACAGUGCGUCAGUCGCGCGAAAUCAUCAUCACAGAUGCGGUGCGGCGCAUCCAGAACGACGGCUACAACGUGGAGCGCCACACGGUGACAACCAAGGAUGGAUAUGUGUUGACCCUCCAUCGCAUUCCGCAGGUGGAUCCCGAGCGGGGAAGCCUGCUCCGGCGACCAGCCGUCUUCCUGCUCUCGGGACUCUACGCUUCCUCGGAUGUGUGGCUCCUCAACGGUAGGGAGGACUCCCUUGCCUAUCUCCUUUGGCGUGCCGGCUACGAUGUGUGGUUAGGCAACAACCGGGGCAACAUCUACUGCCGGAAGAACUUGUGGCGUAACACCACAGAGCGCGAGUUCUGGGACUUUAGCUGGCACGAGAUGGGUGUCUAUGACAUGCCCGCCCAGGUGGACUAUGUGCUCCGGAGCACCGGACAACGGGCCAUCCAUUUUGUGGGCAUUUCGCAGGGCGGCACCGUUUUCCUGGUGAUGAACUCCAUGCUGCCACAGUACAAUGCCGUCUUCAAGAGCGCCACUCUGCUGGCACCCGUGGCAUAUGUUAGCAACACGAAGAGCGGUCUUGCCAAGAUCAUCGGCCCGGUUUUGGGCACACGAAACUACGUUUCCAAAAUGCUCGAGGGCGUGGAGAUGUUCUCCACGAACAAGUUCUUCAAGAAGUUCCUGUCGAUGACCUGCCUGGAGAACGAGAAGCCGCUGGUCUGCAUUAGCCGUUUGUGGCCGGCGGUGGGCUAUGACACCAGGUUCCUCAACAAGACCCUGCUGCCCGAUCUGAUGGCCAACUUUCCCGCGGGCGGAUCGGUCAAGCAGCUGAUGCAUUACUUUCAGGGCUACGUGUCCACGCACUUCCGGCAGUAUGACUACGGUCCGGAGCGCAACUGGCUUCACUAUCAGCAGCUGGAGCCGCCGGAAUACGCGCUGGAGAAUGUGACCACGCCGGUGACGGUGUUCUUUUCGGAGAAUGACUACAUUGUGGCGCCAGCGGACAUCUGGCGACUGCUUACCCGGCUGCCGAACGUGGAGGCCGCCUACAAGGUUCCCUGGAAGCGCUGGAACCACUUUGACUUCAUCUGCGGCUUGGGUGUAAGAGAGUACAUCUUCGACAACAUCGUACUCUCCAUGAAUCGCUAUGAGCAGAGGCGUCGCUGA
Molecule: messenger RNA, 1230 nt
Organism: Drosophila serrata
Lineage: Eukaryota; Metazoa; Arthropoda; Insecta; Diptera; Drosophilidae
Product: lipase 3
Biological process (GO): lipid metabolic process
Molecular function (GO): hydrolase activity, acting on ester bonds
Source: RefSeq, a predicted model, not a curated record